Paramecium octaurelia is the source of this 201-nucleotide messenger RNA. The record is from the annotation of a GenBank genome assembly. NCBI's taxonomy places the organism in Eukaryota, Ciliophora, Oligohymenophorea, Peniculida, Parameciidae.
AUGAAGCAAACUGGAACCUUCUUUUCUAAUGAUGCUAUGAGUUUUAAAGUAAUUGCAAAAAGAGCUUUUCAACAAUAUUAUAAUGGUGAAGGAUUAGAAGGCAGUUAGUUUUGGAAUUCAAGAGAAGAAUUAGAAAGGACAAUGUAAGAUUAUCUAGGGUUUUUUGAUUCAGAAAAUGAGGCUUACGAUGAUGAAUAUUGA